This is a messenger RNA of Diabrotica virgifera virgifera (western corn rootworm), 1111 nucleotides long. Its product is annotated as glutathione S-transferase-like. NCBI's taxonomy places the organism in Eukaryota, Metazoa, Arthropoda, Insecta, Coleoptera, Chrysomelidae. Gene Ontology annotation, molecular function: glutathione transferase activity. The transcript is spliced from 4 exons. The record is from RefSeq and is a predicted model, not a curated record. Gene Ontology annotation, biological process: glutathione metabolic process. The coding region runs from base 201 to 851 and encodes 216 amino acids.
GUCACGAGCCACGAGUCACGAGUGUUUGCACUAUCUCGAAUCUCGACAAGAUUUCGACCUCGACACAAACAAAGUGUUUCCACGAAGUUGUAUAAAAACACUUUAUUUAUAUACCGGUGCGCGGUGUUUCGUUUAAUUCGUAUCGUAUCAGAUCAGCGGUAGUUCUCUCUACUCUAAGUGGACAAAUUUAGUUUUCUAAAAUGGCACAUACAUAUAAACUUACAUAUUUUGACUUCCCCGGAAAGGGUGAAGCAAUUAGAAUGAUCUUAAGCUAUGGAGAAAUACCAUUCGAGGACAAACGUAUCCAGAUGGGGGAUUGGCCAAAAAUUAAGCCAACUACUCCUCUUGGUCAAGUGCCGGUUUUGCAUAUAAACGACAAAAGCAUUACUCAAACUGGUCCAAUAUGUAGAUAUCUAGCUAAUAUUGUCGGUCUUGCAGGAAAUAAUAAUGAGGAAAAUUUGGAAAUCGACGUUGCUGCUGAGAUGAUUGGCGAUGUGUUAAAAACUGCAUAUGAAUACCGUUUUGAAACUGAUGAAACAAGAAAAGAGAAAGUUAAGGAGCGACUUCUGGAACUGAUGCCGAUCAUAUUUACAGUUUUAGAGGAAAAUGCAAUUAGGAAUCAAGGCUAUAUUGCUCUUGAUAGAGUUACUUUUGCUGAUAUAAUAUUCCUAUGUGCCUACGAAGACAUCAGAAAUAUUUUGGAAAAUACAGAUGUUAUAGCUGAUUAUCCAAAUCUUCAAGAGGUGAAGAAAAAUCUUCUAUCAAUAGAAAGUUUAAAAGAUUGGAUUCAGAAAAGACCAACUUUGCCGAUAUUUAUAUAUGACCUUAAAAACGAUAUUGCCAGUGAAUAAGUUUGGUUACCGUGUGUAUUGAAGAUUUAGAACAAAGGCACCACAAAAAGUUUUGAUAGGCACUUGAGAUUAUUAUUUAAUGUAAUAUGAUAAAAUUGAAUUCUUGUUUGAUUUUUCGGGACAAGUAUUUUAAGAAAAAAUCUAACUCUAAUCAAGAAAAAUUUUCAAUCAUGUCUAAUGUACGAAAGUUCGAUCUCAUUUCCGAAUAUGUACAUAUUUCUAAAAGAAUUUAGCUAAAAUAUAUGUACGUUAUAAAAUGA